Umbelopsis ramanniana AG is the source of this 1935-nucleotide messenger RNA. RefSeq lists its product as uncharacterized. The record is from RefSeq and is a predicted model, not a curated record. Bases 69 to 1730 code for a protein of 553 amino acids. The transcript has 6 exons. NCBI's taxonomy places the organism in Eukaryota, Fungi, Mucoromycota, Umbelopsidomycetes, Umbelopsidales, Umbelopsidaceae. Gene Ontology annotation, biological process: lipid metabolic process.
GGUGGAUCAAGCUUGCAGCUGGUUUUUCCGGUACUCAAAGUUGCAGUCGUCUCAAAUGAUUACCAAAUAUGGAUCGUGCAACCGUGACUGUCACCUUGAUAAAACGGACUGAGAGAAAGAUUUGGAGACCAACUUGUUCGUCUGCUUCUGAAAUGCCAUUUAGAAUACCUGUCAUUGGAAGACUAGGGUUCACAGAGUACCAGUCACUGGUGCUAGCUCUUAUGUUCUUCUUCUUUGAAGCAUUGAUUCGACUCAUGGUGAUGUUCAUUCCACAAUUCGUGCUCCGCUUUAUCAACCAAGUUAUAUACGCAGCUUUUCCAUGGUCACACCGCAAUCAAAGCAAGCCCCGAGUCAACAAACUAGAAAGAGCCGGUUCGUUCGAAGAUAUGGCUCGAUUCUGGGGCUAUGACUUCGUGGAACAACACUCUGUACAAACUCAGGAUCGAUAUUUGCUUUGUCUGCAUCGACUCCCGUAUGGCAAGCGGGAAAGGGAUCCGAAGAUGAACUCAGGAAAACGUAGAUCCCGAACAAGAAGCGCCAGCAUCGUCGCAAGUACAGCAGUUGUAGAUAAUAUCACCAAUUUCAUUGGAGUUAAAGAACCUGUCUUGCCCAACUUGCAAGACAGCGCAACACCCAACUUCUUCGAUCAUCGAUCUCGAGAUGUAUCAAGAAAACGAGGUGUAUGGAAUGGGAAACCAGUCGUACUUCUCAAUCAUGGUUUCCUUAUGUCAUCUGAAAUAUGGCUAUGUAACCUCAAAGAGUCAGAAAACCUCCCAUUUCUUUUAGCGGAACGUGGGUGUGAUGUUUGGUUCGCCAACGCUCGUGGCAACAAAUACAGUCAACAGCACAUGUAUAAGCGUCCUCAAAGUCAACCUUACUGGGAAUUCUCGUUAAACGAAAUGGCUCUGUAUGACUUGCCUGAUGUUGUAGACUAUAUUUUGGAAACUACAGGCGCACCCAGUUUGACAUAUAUAGGAUUUAGUCAGGGAACAGCGCAGGCUUUUGCAGCACUCUCGAUCAACCCUCGUUUGAAUGAUAGAAUUAAUCUGUUUAUCGCAUUAGCCCCUGCAACAACACCAAGUGGCUUGCAUCAUCCUGUGAUUGAUGCUUUUGUCAAGGCAACACCUAAUGUUAUUUAUUUACUUUUUGGUCGCAAAUCACCGCUUCAGAUUGCAAACUUUUGGCGCCGAAUACUUAGCCCUCCAAUAUUCGUCAAGCUCAUUGAUAUGUCCUGUAACUUCCUGUUCGGUUGGACAGGUCGCAAUAUGUCAGACGCUCAGAAAUUGGUCAGUUAUCAGCAUUUAUACAGCCCAACUAGCGUCAAGUGUCUUGUGCAUUGGUUUCAAAUUAUACGAACCGGUAGAUUCCAAAUGUACGAUGAAAUACCAAACCUUCUUCCUUAUCGCAGUGAACAAGGUGCAAUGGAUCACAUUCCUCAGCGGUUUCCUACCAAGCAGAUUAAAACGCCUAUCGCUAUCUUUUAUGGUGGAUCGGAUUCACUCGUCAACUUUGAGGUGCUUUCAGCUGACCUACCCGAGCUGGCGUAUGUGAAAUACAUUGCCGAAUGGGAGCACCUAGACUUUUUGUGGGCUGAAGGAAUUGAGCUUCAUGUUUGGCCGGACGUCAUUAGGCUUGUAGAUAGCUUCAGCCCAACCAAAGCGGACAAAUCCGAGGCGCUUGAAAAGCGGGCCCACACCAAUGGUUAUGCUGUGAAUGGUCAAGCCGCCUAAACGGAAAGAAGAUAUUAGAAAAUGAAUUUUAUAAUAUGUAUAAUUGAUAGUAUCCACAUAGUUCAGAUUUUGGAAGAAAGUAGAUUGAUUUAAAUGCCAUUUGUCAAAGAAGGUGAUUCAUAGAGACCAUUAAAUUGAUAUUUUUUCUUAUAAAUUUUUUUUGGUGACAUUGACUGAAGGUACUCUGAUGUUGCAUGCAAUAAGU